Penicillium manginii is the source of this 867-nucleotide messenger RNA. RefSeq lists its product as uncharacterized. The coding region runs from base 1 to 867 and encodes 288 amino acids. NCBI's taxonomy places the organism in Eukaryota, Fungi, Ascomycota, Eurotiomycetes, Eurotiales, Aspergillaceae. The transcript has 3 exons. The record is from RefSeq and is a predicted model, not a curated record.
AUGGAUAUCAUAACCUCCAACACCACAAGUAUGCCCAUCGCUUCCACGCUAUCUGGGUUUACCUUUGAAAACUGGGGCCCAGUAACAACAACAUUUACACCACCAAGCAGCUGCAUCACAGCCUCGAACAAAAUCGAGGUCGGUCCACGUCCCAGCGCAACACACAGUGGGCCGAACAAGCCCAUCUACGCAUACAACCUCCAAUGCGAAACGAUCGGAGGCUGGGAAUGUUACCCCUCCGCCACGGUCGAAGCGAGUACAACGCCUGAUACAAAUCCGACACAGUUCUUCAGGGCGAAUUAUUAUUCGCCGGGUCUUUAUUGUCCGCAUGAUUGGGUGACUGUUGGUCUUGCUUCGUGGGAUGGGGAUGCGGAUAGUACAUCGUUGGUUACGUCGGGGAUUUUUGUUCCGACGACGACCGCGGAGAUUGUUCCGCGGGGGAGGCGUUUCUGGGGAUUUUGGGAACGAGUGAGACGGCUGUUGCUUGUUGUCCGAGAUUACAAACCCUCCUCGGGCUGCAACUGGAUAGUUCCCAAAGCGGAUCAUCUAGGCAUUUCGACGGUAAAGACAAUCAUUAACGGCACGUCUACGACGAGAUAUCUCCAAACACUCGCUGCGACGUCACCCUUCCUUGGACCGACUACGACAACCUUUGAUGCUGAAGAGAAGAAGACAUUGGUCGGCAUGGCUGUUAACCCGAUGAUAACUCUCGUCCAUAAGAAGGCUGAUUUUGAUGCUGCCAGCCCUACUAGUACGAACCAUGCGGCGAGACUAUCUCCAGGCUCAUCUUCUUGGGGCGGGCUUGGCUCCAUGCUUGGUAUUUCCGUUGCGGCGAUGGCGUUGGGAGCUGUUUUCUUAUUUCCGUAG